This is a messenger RNA of Pyrus x bretschneideri (Chinese white pear), 3363 nucleotides long. Its product is annotated as FT-interacting protein 3. The transcript is spliced from 2 exons. NCBI's taxonomy places the organism in Eukaryota, Viridiplantae, Streptophyta, Magnoliopsida, Rosales, Rosaceae. The record is from RefSeq and is a predicted model, not a curated record. The coding region runs from base 149 to 3184 and encodes 1011 amino acids.
UCUUCUCUCUCUCUCUCUCUAAAAUCUAUCAAACCUUACUGCAUUGUCCUCCUCUUCCUUCCUCUCUCAGAACUUGGAAAGAAAAUGGCUAAAAUCUGAAAGCAGCUGCAUUUAGCUUCAAACCACUUUUUUAUUUUGUUGUGUUACUAUGAUGAACAAUCUUAAGCUCGGGGUAGAUGUAGUUGGCGCGCACAAUCUUUUGCCUAAAGAUGGGCAAGGUUCAUCCAAUGCUUUUGUGGAGCUUUACUUUGAUGGUCAAAGGUUCCGCACCACUAUCAAAGAAAAGGAUCUAAACCCCGUUUGGAACGAGAGCUUCUAUUUCAACAUUUCUGAUCCUUCAAACCUGCAUUAUCUUACACUAGAGGCCUAUGUCUACAAUAAUGUCAAAGCUACCUACUCCAGGUCCUUCCUUGGAAAGAUUAGCCUCACCGGAAACUCAUUUGUUCCCUAUGCAGAUGCUGUUGUCUUGCAUUACCCUUUGGAAAAGCGCGGCAUCUUUUCCCGUGUAAGAGGAGAGCUUGGCCUCAAGGUGUAUGUUACUGAUGACCCGUCAAUCAGGUCUUCCACCCCAGUCCCUAAUGCCGAAUCCCUCGCAAAUGCGGAUCCACGUGCAGCUCAUGGACACGCCGAAGGAGUUCCAAAUUCUGUCAUGAAUGCUUUGCAAAAUGAGAGAGCUGGGACCAGACACAGCUUUCAUCAUCUUCCUCAUCCAAGUCAUGACGAACAACAUCAGCAUCGUGCUUCUUCUGCACCUGAUGAGCAUUAUGUGCCCAAGUACGAAGCUGAUCAAAUGAAACAGGAACAACCGCAGCCUGCAAAGCUGGUUCGCAUGCACUCUGCUGCAUCAUCACAACCGGUUGAUUUUGCACUAAAAGAGACUAGCCCUUACCUUGGAGGUGGAAGAGUUGUUGGUGGCCGUGUUAUUCACGGAGACAAGACUGCAAGCACCUAUGAUCUCGUGGAACGCAUGUAUUUUUUAUACGUAAGGGUUGUUAAGGCUCGCGAGCUUCCUGCCAUGGAUGUCACUGGGAGUCUUGAUCCGUAUGUUGAAGUCAGAAUUGGAAACUACAGAGGGAUUACAAAGCACUUUGAGAAGCAGCAAAAUCCUACAUGGAAUCAGGUUUUUGCCUUCUCAAAGGAUCGAAUGCAAGCAUCUGUAUUAGAAGUUGUGAUUAAGGACAAGGAUCUAAUUAAAGAUGAUUUUGUGGGGCUUGUAAGAUUCGACAUCAAUGAGGUGCCGAUGAGAGUCCCACCAGAUAGUCCUCUGGCUCCAGAAUGGUACCGGCUUGAGGACAAGAAGGGAGAAAAGAUUAAGAGCGAGCUGAUGCUCGCAGUCUGGAUUGGAACGCAAGCAGAUGAGGCCUUUUCUGAUGCAUGGCAUUCUGAUGCAGCUACUCCUGUUGAUAGCACACCAGCUGCCUCCACGCUAAUACGUUCAAAGGUCUAUCAUGCACCAAGGUUGUGGUAUGUGCGUGUCAAUGUUAUCGAGGCACAAGACCUUUUUGCAGCAGAGAAGAAUCGCUUUCCGGAAUCAUAUGUCAAGGUACAGCUUGGAAACCAGGUUUUGAAAACAAAGACACUUCAGGCUCGGAAUCUAAACCCCCUUUGGAAUGAAGAUCUUUUGUUUGUUGCUUCUGAACCCUUUGAAGAUCAUCUUAUCAUUUCAGUUGAGGAUCGUGUGGGCCCUGGAAGAGAUGAAAUCAUUGGGAGAGUCAUAUUACCUCUGAAUGCUGUAGAUAGGCGCGCUGAUGAUCGUAUGAUCCAUUCCCGAUGGUUUAAUCUGGAAAAGCCAGUUGCUGUUGAUAUAGAUCAGUUGAAAAGGGACAAGUUCUCCAGCCGCCUUCAUCUUCGAGUUUGUCUUGAUGGAGGUUAUCAUGUUCUUGAUGAAUCAACUCAUUACAGUAGUGAUUUACGCCCUACAGCGAAGCAGCUCUGGAGGCCAUCAAUUGGGGUACUAGAGCUCGGAAUCUUGAAUGCAUCAGGGCUUCACCCAAUGAAAACACGCAACGAAAAGGGCACAUCAGAUACAUACUGUGUGGCAAAGUAUGGUCAUAAAUGGGUCCGGACAAGAACCCUCAUUGAUAACCUGAGUCCAAAAUACAAUGAGCAGUACACAUGGGAAGUAUUUGACCCUGCUACAGUUCUUACUGUAGGUGUAUUCGACAACAGUCAGCUCGGGGAUAAGGAUUCCUAUGGUAACAAGGACCUGAAGAUUGGGAAGGUUCGCGUUCGUAUCUCAACACUUGAAGCAGGACGUAUAUACACACACUCUUAUCCCCUGCUGGUUCUUCACCCAACUGGUGUUAAGAAGAUGGGGGAGCUGCAUUUGGCAAUUCGGUUUUCAUGCACUUCUUUUGUAAACAUGAUGUUCGUAUACUCAAAACCGCUGCUGCCAAAGAUGCAUUAUGUGAGGCCCUUCAACAUUAUGCAGCUUGACAUGUUACGUCACCAGGCUGUCAACAUAGUUGCAGCAAGGCUAGGCCGAGCAGAGCCACCACUUAGGAAGGAAGUGGUGGAAUACAUGUCUGACGUGGACUCGCAUCUUUGGAGUAUGAGGCGGAGCAAAGCGAAUUUCUUCAGGCUAAUGACGGUUUUCUCAGGAGUAUUUGCUGUAGGCAAAUGGUUUACUGAUAUAUGCAUGUGGAAGAAUCCUAUCACAACAGUGCUUGUUCAUGUUCUCUUCCUUAUGCUUGUUUGCUUCCCGGAAUUAAUUCUGCCCACAGUGUUUCUUUACAUGUUUCUGAUAGGGAUAUGGAACUUCCGCUACAGGCCCAGAUAUCCUCCCCACAUGAACACAAAGAUCUCACAAGCCGAGUUAGUGCACCCCGAUGAGCUAGAUGAGGAGUUCGACACAUUCCCAACAAGCAAGAACCCAGAGCUGGUGAGAAUGAGGUAUGAUCGCCUAAGGAGCGUAGCUGGUAGAAUUCAGACUGUUGUUGGUGAUGUAGCUACCCAAGGGGAGCGGUUUCAGGCACUGUUAAGCUGGCGCGAUCCACGCACUUCGGCACUUUUUGUCACAUUCUGCCUCAUAGCUGCCUUGGUGAUGUACGUUACACCGUUCCAGGUAGUGGCAGCAUUUGCAGGGUUCUUUAUGAUGAGGCAUCCGAGAUUUCGCAAUAGGCUACCAUCCGCACCCAUCAAUUUCUUCCGCAGGCUGCCUUCGAGGACCGACAGUAUGUUGUAAACUAAAGCUCAAAUGUUUGUCGCUGCUGGGAUCAUUUUAUUAACUUUAAUUGCUGAACAAUGAACGUAAUGUUUGUUGACAUUGUUGUUCUUCUUCCUGUUUCUUGCCUCCUUUCCGCCACUAGUGAGAUGAUGUGGGAACAUGAAUAAGUAAAAUAAAAUUUUCAAGAAAAUUCUUGC